Ilyonectria robusta is the source of this 2034-nucleotide messenger RNA. RefSeq names its product glycoside hydrolase family 47 protein. The transcript has 3 exons. The record is from RefSeq and is a predicted model, not a curated record. Lineage: Eukaryota; Fungi; Ascomycota; Sordariomycetes; Hypocreales; Nectriaceae. Bases 1 to 2034 code for a protein of 677 amino acids. Gene Ontology annotation, cellular component: endoplasmic reticulum; membrane. Gene Ontology annotation, biological process: N-glycan processing; carbohydrate metabolic process. Gene Ontology annotation, molecular function: mannosyl-oligosaccharide 1,2-alpha-mannosidase activity; calcium ion binding.
AUGAUCCGCGAUCCUUUCAACCUCCACCGCAGUAACAGCGCCUUCAAACCCACUUCCCCACGACCUGGCCCGAACCAGCGAGACGAGCCAUCGCGGGCCGUCGCCAAUGACUUUGAAAUGUCUUUCUCCAUGCCCAAGAACCUGCCGGCCUUUGCAAACCCCCAGCGAGACCUAGAGGACCGAGUCUGGGGCUCCGGUGCGAGGUCCGGACAUUCUAAAGGAUUGCCCAUGUACAAAGACAAGCCGUAUGGCCGGUUACCGUCACACACGCCGUUCUGGAAGCGCAAGCGGGUAGUUGGCCUCGCCGCCAUCGUAUUCUUUGUUCUAUACUGGAGGGGGUUCUUCUCCUUGGGAACAUCCAAACAGGAUGCGCCUAAGGAUUGGAGCUGGAUGUCCUUUUCCAAAGAGGAGAAAGUGGCAGACUGGAACGAGAGGAGGGAACAUGUCGUGGACGCUUUUGAGCUGAGUUGGGAUUCCUACAAGCGAUAUGCCUGGGGCUACGACGAGUACAGUCCCAUCUCGAAGAAGGGCAACAACAUGUCCCCCAAGGGACUGGGAUGGAUCAUUGUCGAUUCACUGGACACCAUGAUGCUCAUGAACCUGACAUCUCGAGUCCAGGAUGCGCGAGAGUGGAUCGCCAACUCCCUGACCUGGGAGCAAGAUCAGGACGUCAAUACCUUUGAGACGACGAUCCGGAUGAUGGGCGGUCUUUUGUCUGCGCAUUAUCUGUCCAAUGAAUAUCCCCAUCUCGCUGCUUUGACGGAUGACGACGAGGGAGCCGCUGGAGAGGAUCUGUAUCUCGACAAGGCGAAGGAUCUCGCUGAUCGCCUCAUGGGCGCAUUCGACUCGCCAUCAGGCAUUCCGUUCGCCAGCGUCAACUUGGAGAAGUACAAAGGUAUCCCAUCCCAUGCUGACAUGGGUGCCUCCUCGACGGCCGAGGCUACGAGUUUGCAGCUCGAGUUCAAAUACCUGGCCAAGCUCACGGGAGAAAAAGAUUACUGGGACCGAGUUGAGAAGGUCAUGAAGGUCAUCGACGACAACGGCGCGCAGGACGGACUGGUGCCCAUCUACGUCUACGCUACUAGCGGCGAGUUCAGGGGCAAGAAUGUACGCCUGGGUAGCCGAGGCGACUCGUACUACGAGUACCUCAUCAAGCAGUACUACCAGACCAACAGCAAGGAGCCCAUCUACCGGGAGAUGUGGGACGAGGCGAUGCGAGGAGUGCGAAAGCACUUGGUUACAUACACAGAAAACUCUCAGUUUACCAUUAUCGGAGAACGACCGAAUGGCCUGGAGAAGCCAAUGUCACCUAAGAUGGAUCACCUCGUAUGCUUCAUGCCUGGUACAAUUGCCCUCGGCGCAACCGGAGGCCUGACUGAGGCAGAGGCCCGGAAGCUGCCCACCUGGUCCAAGAAGGAUGAGGAUGAUAUGCAGUUGGCACGGGAGCUGAUGCAUACCUGCUGGGGCAUGUACAAGUACAUGGCGACGGGAUUGUCUGCUGAGAUCACACACUUUACCAUUGCCCGGCCUCCACCUUCAUCUGAAGCCGCCCAUCAGGCACCUAAAGAAUUCGACACUGACCCCGAGGCUGAGUGGCGCAACGAUUUCAUGGUCAAGGCCAACGAUGUCCACAACCUACAGCGACCGGAGACGGUGGAGAGUCUGUUUUACAUGUGGAGAAUCACGGGUGAUACUCGAUACCGGGAGUGGGGAUGGGAGAUGUUCAAGUCUUUCGUCAACCAUACGGCUGUCAGAAACGAGGGAGGAUUCACAAGUUUGAGCAACGCUAACAUCGUCCCGCCCAAGGUCAAGGACAACAUGGAAAGCUUCUGGCUGGCCGAGACUCUCAAGUACAUGUACCUCCUCUUCUCGCCCAACGACAUCUUGCCUCUGGACAAGAUGGUGCUCAACACUGAGGCUCAUCCCCUGCCUCGAUUCGACAUGGGGGAUUAUUUCAAGACGGGUUGGGAGCGAAAACCAAGAGAUGAGAACGGUGUGAUGAUUGGAAAGAAGGUGGACGAAGAGAGUUCCUAG